This is a messenger RNA of Pyrenophora tritici-repentis Pt-1C-BFP, 862 nucleotides long. NCBI's taxonomy places the organism in Eukaryota, Fungi, Ascomycota, Dothideomycetes, Pleosporales, Pleosporaceae. The record is from RefSeq and is a predicted model, not a curated record.
ACUUCCCUCAGCCUCAGCAACACCGCUCCUCCACCUCCGCCCUCUCUCCCGCAAAACAAACAAAGUCCCUAACGCCAUCAGUUUUCGCCCUUGACUACUGAUAAAGCAUCUCGGUGCCCCAAGCUCUCUCCAACAUCCUCUACACUUUACAUAGAACAUCAUGGCUCAAUCCGGUGUCUCCGUCUCGCCCGAGUGCAUCAGCACCUUCAACGAGCUCAAGCUCGGCAAGGACAUCAAGUGGAUAAUCUACAAGAUCAGCGACGACUGGAAAGAGAUUGUUGUCGAGGAGACAUCCAAGGAGGCAAACUUCGACGUGUUCCGCGAGAAGCUGCUCAACGCCAAGAGCAAGGACCGCCGCGGCAAGGAGGGCAUCGGUGGCCGCUAUGCCGUCUUCGAUGUCGAGUACGAGCUUGACAGUGGUGAGGGCUCGAGGAGCAAGAUUACUUUUAUCAGCUGGACACCGGACGAUGCCGCACAAUACCCUCGCAUGAUGUACUCGUCCUCCAAGGAAGCCAUCAAGCGCGCCCUCAACGGUCUCGCCGCCGAUAUCCAAGCCAACGACGCCGACGACAUCGAGUUUGAGAACAUCAAGAGCCGUGUCUCCAAGGGCCGUUAAGCGCCGCUCUUCAUCCAUCUGUCGGCAUGGCGCACCUGAAUAUAGGAGGAGCAUUCGAAUUGGUAAUGAUAUGGUGAAACGAGUCGUGGGGUUAGUUGGUAGUGUGCCAUGGCGAAGAGUAUGCAACGAAUUGAGCAUGGUUAAAUAUACAAUAUAUGGGCUGGCGAUGCCGGCUUGCUUUGCAUUAUCAGGCUUGGUAUGCUUGCCAUAAGCUAAGAAGUGGUCAAAUUGUCUUUGAUGGACAUA